AUGGAGCGACGGCUGCAAAACCAACAGGAAUUCCAUCAUCGAGAGAUGUUGAAAAUGCAACAGCAACAACAAACUAUCAUUCAACAAGCGGUGACUCAGACCAAACAAGCACUCCUGCCAGAUAUGGAAUCAAUGUUUGAAAGACUCAUGCUCAAAAUGCCUUCAAUUCCCCCGGCACCAAACCCUCAACCUCCAGCAUCUCAUUCUUAUAUGCCGGGGAUGCUACCACCAAUGGGCCAGCAGUAUGGACACCCCUACCAACCACAGUAUGGCUACCAACAUCAGAUGACAUCCAGACACAACACUGGUGGUCACAAUGCCAACAAUACAGGAAGUGUCUACCAACCUUUGCAAGAUGUACUGAUGCAACGCACAGGCCAACAGCAGGAAGCCACCAGUGCAGCCAAUCAUCAAGGAUCCACCCAGGGAACACCAACUGCACCUGGCCCAAGCCCUGCUCCACCACCAACAGGUGGCUUCGCGGGCUUUUCCCACCACCACCCGCCCCCUAGUGGAUCUGCCGGUGGUGGUGCAACUUAA
Messenger RNA from Seminavis robusta, 540 nucleotides. The record is from the annotation of a GenBank genome assembly. Lineage: Eukaryota; Bacillariophyta; Bacillariophyceae; Naviculales; Naviculaceae.